Anoplopoma fimbria (sablefish) is the source of this 1401-nucleotide messenger RNA. It is a transcript of the gene gabrr3a, whose product is annotated as gamma-aminobutyric acid type A receptor subunit rho3a. Gene Ontology annotation, molecular function: extracellular ligand-gated monoatomic ion channel activity; neurotransmitter receptor activity; GABA-A receptor activity. Gene Ontology annotation, cellular component: neuron projection; GABA-A receptor complex; synapse. The transcript is spliced from 9 exons. Gene Ontology annotation, biological process: regulation of membrane potential; chemical synaptic transmission; signal transduction. The record is from RefSeq and is a predicted model, not a curated record. NCBI's taxonomy places the organism in Eukaryota, Metazoa, Chordata, Actinopteri, Perciformes, Anoplopomatidae. The coding region runs from base 1 to 1401 and encodes 466 amino acids.
AUGAGAGUGGCCCCCCUGGCCUUUAGACUGAUGUGCCUGGCCUGGUUGUGGCCCGUCAGCAACCACCUCCAAAACAAGAGGAGACACAAGGAGCAGUACGGAGAGAACACCCAACAGAAGCAUGGAGGACGAGUGGAUCUUAGGAUGAAAAAGGACAGCACCAAGUCUCUGCUAAUUAAAUCUGAGCAACUGCUUCGAAUUGAAGAACAUGACUUUGCAAUGCGUCCUGGAUUUGGAGGUUUGGCUAUUCCUGUCGGCAUCGACGUCCAGGUGGAGAGCAUUGACAGCAUAUCUGAAGUAAACAUGGACUUCACCAUGACUUUGUACCUGAGGCAUUACUGGCAGGACGACCGCCUGGGCUUCCAAUCCGGCAGCAACAAGAGUCGUACCUUUGAUGCACGUCUCGUGAAAAAGAUUUGGGUUCCCGACGUGUUCUUCGUCCACUCGAAGCGUUCUUUUAUCCAUGACACAACCAUGGAGAACAUCAUGCUGAGGGUUUUUCCUAACGGCAAUAUCCUCUACAGUGUCAGGAUCACUGUGACGGCACUUUGCUCAAUGGACUUCAGUAGUUUCCCUCUGGACACACAGAACUGCUCUCUGGAGCUAGAGAGCUAUGCUUACAAUGUGAACGACCUAAUGCUCUACUGGAAGAACGGGAACGAUUCAUUAAGGACUGACGAGAUCGUGCUCUCUCAGUUUUUUAUUGAAGACUUCCAGCCUUCCUUCGGGCUUGCCUUCUACAGCAGUACUGGCUCCUACAAUCGGCUCUACAUUAACUUCAUCCUCAGGAGGCAUAUCUUCUUCUUCAUGCUUCAGACGUACUUCCCCACCAUGCUGAUGGUGAUGCUGUCCUGGGUGUCUUUCUGGAUAGACAGGAGGGCCGUACCUGCCCGUGUCUCUCUGGGCAUCACCACGGUUCUGACCAUGUCUACCAUCAUAACUGGUGUCUCAGCCUCUAUGCCACAGGUGUCUUACGUCAAAGCUGUAGACAUCUACCUGUGGGCAAGCUUCUUGUUUGUCUUCCUGUCUGUCAUUGAGUAUGCUGCCGUCAACUAUUUCACUACAGUGGAGGAGAUGAAGAAGCUCAAGAGGGCAAAGAUUCCCAACUCCUACGAUGCCACCCAGGCUAUGGCGUUCGACGGCUGUUUCCAUGACAAUGACAUCGACCUGACUUCUUUCCCGGAGGUCUCCAGCACCCCGAACACAGAGAGGAACACCCAGACUCGGAACUCUACUGUCUCCGGACCCACAGAAGGCACCAGGCUACGCCGCAAGAACCCUGUGAAGCAACACCUCAGCUUCAUUAUGAGCAACAGCUACAUGAUCGAUUCCUACUCUAGAGUCAUAUUUCCCCUGGCUUACCUGCUCUUCAACAUCAUUUACUGGAGUUUGUAUGCAUAG